Molecule: messenger RNA, 3045 nt
Organism: Durusdinium trenchii
Lineage: Eukaryota; Dinophyceae; Suessiales; Symbiodiniaceae
Source: the annotation of a GenBank genome assembly
GCAAAGCAUUCAGCACGUCCAGCAGGAUUCCGCAGCCUGCGAUUCCGCAGCCUGCGAAGCCUCAGUUGGGAAAGACCUCUGAUACUCUCACGAUGAGCUCUUCUAGCGUCAGAGCAUCACGCCAUGCGGCCGCACUGCGGCGCAUCACCCGGGAUCUUCAGGAGUUGGACGCUGAGCCUUUGGAGCUUGUUUCAGCCAGGCCAUUGGAUCUCAAUGAGCCUUUCCACUGGCAUGUGAACCUGCGGCCCCGGGUUGGCCCACUGCAGGGCUGCAUUUUUCAUUUGGUGAUGGAUCUACCGCGCGACUAUCCCUUCAGUCCACCAAAUGUGCGAUUUCCGCAUCAAAUUUCGGCCUUCCGGCAUCCCAAUCUCUUCGGGAGCAUGAUUUGCUUGGACAUUUUGCAGAGCUAUAUUGGUAUACAUCAUGACCGGAGUGGCUGGAGCACUGCCUACACCAUCCAGACCGUGCUGCUGCAGUUGGCGUCCUUUCUUUUUGAGACGGACCACGUGCCGCAGGACUAUGGAGGAACCAAAAAGUCUCACAUGACCCCCAAGAUGGCAGAACAAGUCCGUGCCCAGUGUGAGAACUUGCACUGUCGGGAAUGUGGUCAUUGCUUCUCAAAACCUUGGCCUCCACUGCCGGACGCCGCACCGGAGCAGACCGCUGAGUUCGGCUGCAGAGAUGAGAGCUGCACGCGUCCAGAAGUCGCUGGAGUAGCUGGGCCAUCCAUGCCGCUUGCUGGCCCGCUCUCGACAACCUCCGAGAAGGACCCCGUGGUUGGUGACUUGGUCUCAGGCGUAGCGGUGAAAGACUGUGCCAAAGGCUUCAUCCUCGAGUUGGCCAACCCACGCGGCCGCAGGGGCUGGCUGAGCCGGCGUGGGUUCGUCCUGGCGCAGCAGCAGGAGAUCUCGGCUUACGUCACCUCUGUGGACGAGAGGUGGCUGUGCUUGGAGCUGGUCCCAAGGCGCUCGCAUGUUGAGCUGACAGAGCACAUGGCUGCUGCGACCCCUGUCACUGGCGUGAUUGUUUCCAUCAAGAGCUAUGGCAUGUUCGUGGACAUCGGUGGCCCAGCACCUGGACUUGUUCACGUCUCCGAGAUGGAUGUGGACAUGGAUGCCUUUCAAGUCAAGAGUUUGGUGUUGGUUCGCAUUUUGGAGGUGGACUCUCCAAAAGGCUUGCGGCUCACUGCCCGGAGUGGACCCUUUCCGCGUGUCCACCGAGCCUUAGGUCCGUGUAUGCCGUUGCUGCCACCUCGCUUGUACCAGGACCUGCCAGGCCCUGCCUCGGAGCUCCUCCUGCAGAUGCUGCCCCUGGGAACCUUGAAGUCCUUGGCGCGGGUGAGCCGAGGAUGGAGGCAGCCAGCGGAGGAGGCAAUCUCCAUCUACUUCGACUUGACUCAGCUGCGGUGCUUCCACACGAAGGCAGCCUUCUACGAAGCUGACACACUACUAGGCCUCGGUGUGGCCAUCACCGAGGAAUCCACCGGCAAGCGGCACCUCACUUGUGACUUUGACCCCUUGUCCGAAGAGGCCUUCUUCGAUUUGCAUGUGGACAAAGGAGUAUGGAAGCAGACCAUCAGCUAUUGGAUCCCCAUGGCGAUUUGCAAGAGUCACUUCGAGCGCGCUUUGGAGAGGCUCCUGGCUGCCGUCUCUCAACUGGGUACUGGCAAGGUGGCCGAAAUGACCAAGUCCCAUGGCUUGGGAUCCAGUGGGCGACAGUCUUUCAGUGGGGCUCCGAGCUGUCCCAAGGACCAGCCUACCACAAUGACCUUCCAGGAGUGGCAGGAGCAAAGAGCCGCACUGUUUGAGAGACAGAAGCAGCAACGAGAAGCUCGUGCACGACAGGGCUUGACUUUGGAAGAGUGGCAGAAAAGAGAGGCAAGAGUCAAGGCUGAGAGGGCCAAGGCGGCAGCAGCCAAAGUCAAAGCAGCGCUCCUGAAGGCUGAGGCAGAACCCUUGCAGGACGUCCUGCCCUUGGAUCAGGUGGCUGCGAUGGAGGUUUUGCCCAAGCUCAUGAACUCACAGAUCGUGUUGCUCAUGAAAGGUGAUGUGCAUACCUCGGAGAAGGCCCUUGCUGGGUACAUGGCCUUCCACCACACCUUGCUGUUGCUCAAGAGAAGCUAUACCUCUUUGAGCGAUGACAUUGAGAAGAAGUUGAGGGUCUUCCGCGAAGAUGAAGGCAUGAGACACAAAGAAAAGGUACCAAAUUUGGGGGAGUUCAUGUGUUUGCUCUCAGUCUCCGAUGAGCUUACUUGGGAUGAGCUCGCGGUUCCCAUCUUGGAAGAGACUUUCGACCGUGGGGUUCUUUGGCUGGUCAAAGCGUAUCCUCUCCUGGCGGACUAUCAUGCACCCGUGGAGGAAAGAAUGGAGAAGACUUGGGAGACUGGUAGAGUAUCACGUGAACUCUUGAUGUUCCAUGCGUGGUUUCUUCAUCACAUCGCUCACAUCAAGCACGAGCAUGGAGAGGGCAUGUGUCGACGAGCAAGCUGUUUGCUUGAACGCUACGAGCGCACCAAAGGUUUGCCUUUGCAAUCCACCGUCAGCGCCUUGCAGCAAGCUUGCCGAAGAUUCCACGACAUCCACACAUGGCAGGACUUCUUUGUAUCUAUUGACGUGGAGCCCAUGGAAGAGCCAGCAAUUGGCCAAUGGCUGCGACGGUGUGCCCUGCGGUCUCAGCGGAAGCGUUACCACCGUGGCCGUGGGCCCCGUUCCUAGGCGUUCUGAGGCAAGAGGUGGAAGACAGGCAGUUUUUGGCUCCAGACUUCCAGGGUUUCAAGAGAAGAAGACAAAGCCCAAUUCUUGGUGAAGACCAAUCUCGUAUGACAGGUUACUUCCAGGAGGUUGUAUAAGAAAAUCCUGUGGAAGAUGGAUUCCUCUUUGUUUGGCAGCCUGCUGCAGCUUUUUGCACGGGAAGGCUUUUGCUGCCUUCCAGAUCCUAGUGCUGCUGUUCAGUGUACAGACUUGAGCUGCUUGCCAAUUGUACAGUCACCUUUCUUGAGAAGGAUUGAGGAAGGUUUACAGCUAGUUUGGGCGAAGGCUGUUAAAA